Messenger RNA from Candoia aspera, 3415 nucleotides. RefSeq names its product estrogen receptor 2 (gene ESR2). Gene Ontology annotation, biological process: regulation of transcription by RNA polymerase II; cellular response to estradiol stimulus; estrogen receptor signaling pathway. The coding region runs from base 49 to 1707 and encodes 552 amino acids. Gene Ontology annotation, molecular function: nuclear estrogen receptor activity; steroid binding; zinc ion binding. The record is from RefSeq and is a predicted model, not a curated record. The transcript has 8 exons. Gene Ontology annotation, cellular component: chromatin; nucleus. NCBI's taxonomy places the organism in Eukaryota, Metazoa, Chordata, Lepidosauria, Squamata, Candoiidae.
GGGAUGACUGAUUAAGAAAGAGACAUUUGGCAUCCAUCUCACUCCAGCAUGUCCCUCUGUGCAUCGUCUCACAAGGAACGUUCUCAUUUGCCACCAAUUCAAGAUCUCGGAUGUAGUAAAAUAGAAGCAAAAAACGGCAUCUCUGAGCAGAGCUCUCCCAUCCCUUUCAGCUGCAGCCAAGCUGCUCUGGCUGUCGAGCACAGUCCGAUUUACAUUCCAUCCUCUUAUAUGGAGAACAGACACGACUAUUCUGCCAUGGCUUUCUACAGCCCCUCGAUGAUGAAUUACAACAUUCCGGGCAAUUUCAGCGAUUCAGAAAAUGCCACUCUAAGGCAGGCGGCGAGUCCAAGCAUGUUGUGGUCCAGCCCUGGUCACAUCUCUCCUCUGACAUUGCACUGCCAAUCGUCAGUUUUAUAUGCAGAGCAGCCAAAAAGCCCAUGGUGUGAAGCACGACCUGUGGAUCAUGUCUUGCCUAUGCACAGAGACACCCUGGAAAGAAAAAACAGCAGCAGUGACUAUACCAGUCCCACCACAAACAGUCCUGGUUCAAAAAGAGAUGCACAUUUCUGUGCUGUGUGCAGUGAUUAUGCGUCUGGAUAUCACUAUGGUGUUUGGUCAUGUGAAGGCUGUAAGGCAUUCUUCAAAAGAAGCAUCCAAGGGCACAAUGAUUACAUUUGUCCAGCGACAAACCAAUGCACAAUAGAUAAAAACAGGCGCAAAAGUUGCCAGGCCUGCCGACUCCGGAAAUGUUAUGAAGUAGGGAUGAUGAAAUGUGGUUCAAGAAGAGAGCGUUGUGGAUAUCGUAUCAUCCGCCGUCACCGUAAUCCAGAAGAUUUGGUGCAUUGUGUGGGCAAAGUGAAAAAGAAUAAUGACAGUAUAAUCCAAGUGAAAGAGGUCCUGGGCAAUGUGCUAAGCCCAGAACAGUUUGUCUCCAUAUUACUUGAAGCUGAACCACCAAAUGUGUUGAUGAGUCGCCCCAACAAGCCAUUUACAGAAGCUUCCAUGAUGAUGUCCUUGACGAAACUUGCAGACAAAGAAUUGGUCCAUAUGAUUGGUUGGGCCAAAAAGAUCCCUGGCUUCAUAGAGCUCAGUCUUUAUGAUCAAGUAAGGCUUUUGGAAAGCUGUUGGUUGGAAGUGUUAAUGGUCGGUCUGAUGUGGAGAUCCAUUGAUCACCCAGGGAAGCUCAUAUUUGCACCAGAUCUUGUGCUUGACAGGGAUGAGGGAAAAUGUGUAGAAGGAAUUUUGGAAAUCUUUGACAUGCUCUUGGCAACGACUUCAAGGCUUCGAGAGCUGAAAUUGCAGCACAAAGAAUAUCUCUGUGUCAAGGCAAUGAUCCUUCUCAAUUCCAGUAUGUUUCCACUUUCAUCUGCUACAGAAGAACCUGAGAGCAACAAAAAACUGAACCAUCUGCUCAACUCUGUGACAGAUGCCUUGGUGUGGGUCAUUGCAAAGAGUGGGAUCCCUUUACCCCAACAAACAACUCGCCUGGCAAAUUUGCUGAUGUUACUUUCGCAUGUCCGACAUGCAAGUAACAAAGGAAUGGAGCAUCUUCUUAGUAUGAAGUGCAAGAAUGUAGUACCAGUCUACGAUUUGUUGCUGGAGAUGCUCAAUGCUCACACUGUCCGAAGUCACAGGAAAAUGCCUGUCUCCAAUCUUGAGAAUAGUCCAUUGGAACAAACAGAGACAACAGAUGGAAUUCAGCAAUGAUUUCACAGAAGUCCAAAUCCAGGAAAUACCCAAAGAAAAAAAGAAUGAAAAAAAUAUCCAGAUCAAAACUUUGGACAUUUGCUGUUAAGAAGACAACUACAACAUCUUUACGGUUUUUACUGGACCAUUUGUUAAUCUUUUUCAGACUGAAUGUUGUCUGUCAACUUAGACGGUUUUAGAAAAGCCCCAUGUGGUUGGAAUUGAAAAACCUGCUGAUGAUUUGUGGCUUUAUCAAAUGUUGCAUUUCUGGAGUGCCUUCUAGAGGAGACUGUUUAAGUGCCAAAACAGCCUUAAGCUUCAUGGUAUCCUUGGUAGAUGCCAAUAUAAGCUUUUUUUUAAAAAAAGGAAAGCUGGACAACUCAUAAGCCUAAGAUCCCACAAGAAAUAUCUGACAGGGCAAAAAAGAGGCAUCUUCUGAUAAGAAACUGAAUAGUUUGACAUGAUGCUGUUCAUCAACGCAUCAAGCUGCACAUUAUAGCAAAGAAGGAAGAAGAACUCUGCUCGCAUUAGAAAUGCAUGUCAUUCAGCUUGUUAAUUGCAACGGACAUUAAUACAUUUUUCCAUUGUGCAAGUGUACUUUAGAUAAGUUAGUAAAGGGGGAUAUUGAACAGGUCCUCAUAUUUAAUUGCAAAGCCUUGGUCUGGAGAGCUUGUUUCUGGAUCCAUUCUGACAAAAUGAACAAGAAGCAUUUUAAGGCUCAGUUUGUAUUGACUGCUAUCUAAGCAUUGACCAUGCAUUUGAUUUCUAUGUUCAAAUACCUAAGUGGGUGGCUUUAUUUCCUCUUGUAGAAGCUUGUACAAUAUAUUGCUAUUGCUGUGAAGGAAUUCUUACAAUGAAUGUUCAGCAUUUGUGAAUAGUGAUGUAAUAUUUGAAGUACAGAAGAUCAAAAUAAUUAUGGUUAUUUUAUAUGCAUAAGAAGAGAUUCAGGGGACUACAGACAAACCUAAAAGUACAAAACAGGAGAUGAGCUGUGUUGUGGAGGACCAAAUAGAAUGUGUCCAAUCAGCCACCUCAUGCACAUCCAUGUGCCAACCCAUCGGCCCUGUCAUUCACAUCCAUGUAUCUCCACCAGCUUCUCAUUGUAGGAGGCAGCUCUACACAAUAUAUAAAACAUAGUCAGAGCUGAUGGCAAAAUUAAGGAUAGUUAAGGAACUGUGUAUGCAUUACUGUUCCAUAUGAAUAUGUAAAUGCAUACAUUAUUCUAAAGCUUGAAGAAUGAUCUUGUAGAAUCAUCUUAUGUGAGUUUUGUAUACAAGCACCCGGGAUAAAGAAGUUAGCCUAGGAAAUGCCUUUAGGAGUGCAAGAUUUAGCAUCCCUGAACCAUACCUGGAAACAGUGAUCUGUACCUGACCACAGUGCUCUUCAUGUUGAGUUCUCUUUAAGGAGUGUCCAGAAACUUCAGUUAAUACAAAAUGGGGUAACCAAACUCAACAAUAGCCACAGUAAGCCACAACAACACAAAUCUGCCUUCAAGUAAAAACAUUCCAAUGUUUAAGAUAAGUAUGUAACUCACAGUAUUUACAUCAUGAUAUCAUUACAUGCAUUUUGUCCUUUGCCCCCCCCCCUCCAUUGGUGGAUCUCCAUGGCUAGGCUGCUGAAUACUGAGAAAAUCUUACACCCCUGCUGAAAGAUCUCUUCUGGUUAUCAGUUGUUUUCUGGGUAUAGUUAUUGUUUUUUUUUUAUUCUUAAAGUUCUAAACGUCUUUGGA